GGUUUACGUAAACUUUUAAUUGUAAAGUUAUCUAUAAAACCCGAUAAUUAAGUGCAUUUUCUAAAUUUUAACCACUCGAGAUUUACCAUGGCGGCCAAUCUAGCACGUUUGCUGGAGUGUAACAUACGCUGCAACAAUGCAGCAGCAGUGCAAAAUAGUUUGCGGCUAUUUAGUAAUCAGUGGCAGCAGCAGACGGAAGUGGAAGAUGAUGAAGAAUUUCGUGUGCUCAACCUGCGUACUAUUAAACAGCAAGCACGCAGACGGGAAAUAAGAAAGGAUGCGGUGCAGCCACCACGCACAACGCGCAUGUCGGUCGAUCAGGAUUGGACGGCCGUAUGGUCCGGACCGCGUUCAUUUCAUCCAGCCAGUGUGCCGCUGCCAUUGCGUCAAGGCUACACAGAGCGCGGAGCAGCUGCGCCCUCGAAGUACGCGAAUGCAGAGUUAAUGAAAAUACCAAAUUUCUUACAUUUGACGCCGCCAGCUAUACGGCAGCAAUGCGAGGCAAUCAAGAAGUUUUGCACGCCCUGGCCGAAAGGCCUAGAGACGGAGGCCAAAUGGAAGCAACCCUUUCCUAUCGAAGUUAUCACUACAGACUAUUGCCACAGUCUACCAACAAUACGACAUCCGGAGGCUCGCCGCGUGACCAUCAUGCUAAAACUAUCCGAUUUGAAGUUCGAUGCACAUGCAAAAGAUAAAUUCCUACGCCUUGUUGGCGAACGAUACAACCAGGAGACUGGAGUGUUAACAUUUUCCGCUGAUCGCUGCCCUAUGCGCAAGCAAAAUUAUGACUAUGCUUUAUAUUUGUUAACGGCAUGUUAUCACGAGUCCUUUGUCACGGAGCCAUGGGAAGCUACCAAAUCGGAGGCGGACAUGGAGGUGUAUCAAUUUGAACGAAACCGAGCGAAACGUUCCGCCGAGGAGAUACUCAAUUGGAAUGCAACUGGCGAACAGAAGGAUGCGCCCAGCGCUAACUAUGCAAAAAGUGUGGAGGCGUUGAUAAAUGAGGGUGAGAACGAGUACAACAUAGCCAAGUAUAAGGAGGAAGUACUGAAAAUGUUAAAAAUAGCUAUCUAGUAAGCAUUUCUACAGAUAU
Drosophila novamexicana is the source of this 1093-nucleotide messenger RNA. RefSeq names its product 28S ribosomal protein S35, mitochondrial (gene mRpS35). The transcript has 2 exons. Gene Ontology annotation, cellular component: mitochondrial small ribosomal subunit. The record is from RefSeq and is a predicted model, not a curated record. NCBI's taxonomy places the organism in Eukaryota, Metazoa, Arthropoda, Insecta, Diptera, Drosophilidae. Bases 88 to 1074 code for a protein of 328 amino acids. Gene Ontology annotation, molecular function: structural constituent of ribosome. Gene Ontology annotation, biological process: mitochondrial translation.